GCGAUCCUGCCGGGGGUCGAAGGGCUGUAGAGUGGGAGCGUCUGAAUGCAAUGGCAGCUGGGCCUUAGAAUGCUCGACCUGGACGGUAUAGCGACAGGACAAAGCUUAUGUACAGAGACUGCGCCAGGAAGCCUACAUGAGAGAGUACAGGGUAUAGGAGCCCAGGGGGCGUCACGUCACGGGGCUAGGCGGGAAGGGGAGCGGGAGAUCGCGGGAGGAGAGCCCGCUAGUCCCAGUCAGAGCCCGGGAGAGACCGGCAGCAUCGAGUAACAGUGAGAGGUGCAGGCUUUGACGCCAGUGGUCACCGUGGUCUCCGACGAAUGGCACGCAUCGUCGAUGGCCAUCGUGAAAGCUACGGAGGUCUCUCCAGAAAAACGCGCACACGCACGAAGUUUGGCAGAGGUUGGAGGCAGGACUUGGGAUAACCCAUCUAUGAUCUCCGUUGUUCAUGGACCAGAAAUUAAGAACCCCUCUCAUUACAUAAAGCCAGGAAAACAUGCUGUUUCCAGUUCCUCACUUCCCACCAGAAUUGACGUAACUCCAAGUCUUUGACCCCACCACGAUACUGAAACUGCCCCGGUCAGCUUUUCUGCCUUCCUCAGGCCGAAUUCAGUGGUAGUUACCUGUCCUUGUCAUCCUAGUACUAACUGACAUGAGUUAGCUUCCUUGAAAGUCUUUCUUCUUAGGACCCUCCACACUCUCUUGAUUUCUCUUCUACUUUUUCUCAGUCUCUGGUGAACUCCUCGUCUACCUCACCUCAAGGUAUUGGUGGACCAGAGGCGUCACUUCUCAGCCCUGUCUUUCAGGGUUGUCCCCAGAGCACCAUAGCUUUAAAUACCGUCUAUCUCCUCCCAUUUUUAUAGUCCAGCCCCAACUUCUCCCCUGUUUGAUAUCUUGUUAGAUCUGGGCGUCUAAUAUGCAUCUUGAACUUAACAUGUGCAAAACAGAACUCAGUUUUUACUCCAAAUCUGUUCUCUCCCCCCGCUCUUCCUUACCUGAGGGCACUGUCAUCCACCUCAUCCCUCUUUUACCUCACACAAGAGAAAGAUCGAGGUGGGUAGGACAGCUGUAAAUUUUAAACAGGGCUUAGGAUAGGCCUUACUGGGAAUGUGAUAUUUGAGUUAAUACUUGGUAGGCAGGUAUCUGAGGGAAGAGUGUUUCAGGUAGAGGGAACAGUUAGCACAAAGGUCCCAGGACAAGAGGAUGCCUGGUGUGUUAAAGGAAAGUAAGGAGGCCGGUGUCAAUGGAGCAGUGAGUGAGGGGAAGUGUACUAGAGGUCAGAAAGGUGAUGGGGUGGGACACAGUGCAGCUCCUAUGAGACCUAGUCGGCCAUCAUAAAGCUUUGGCUUUUACUCUAAGUGACUUGGGGAGCCAUUGGAGAGUUUUUAGCAGAGAUAUGAUCUGAUUUCUAAUUUUAAAGUAUCUCUUUUUGCUGUGUUUAGAAUAGACUAUAGGCCCUAUAGGGGGCGAAGGACAGAAGCCGGGAGAUCAGUUAGGUGGUUAUAUCCUACCUAUACUGGUAGUUCUCAAACUUGGAUGCACUUUAGAAUCACCUAGAGAGUAGUGAAAAAUCCCGGUGCUCAGGUCCCACCCCAUACCAAUUAAAUCAAAAUGUCAAGGGAUGGGAGCUAGACAUUAGUAUUUUCUAAAGAUCCUUGGGUGGUUCUAGUGUGUAGCAAAGUUUGGGAACCACUGAUCGAGGCCAGAGAUGAUUUAGACUCAAAUCUGGGUAGUAAGCAGUGGAGGUGGUGAGAAGUGUUCAGAUUCUGAAUAUAUUUUGGGGAUGUCAGUAAGACUUCCUGACAGGUCAGGUGUGGGAUAUGAGAGAAAAAGAGACAUCAAGAUCAAGGGUGACACUGAAGCUUUUGGAUCAAGGGACUGGAAACACGUAGUUGCUGUUUGCUGAAAUGGAGGAGACUGUAAGCGGAGUGGGGUUGUGAGGGGGUCCGUCUGGACAUAUGUUUGGCAUGCCUAAGACAUGAAGAAAGUUGGGACUGGAGAUACCAAUCGAGAGUUAUAGGCAUGUAGGUGAAAUGUAAAGCUAUGAAAUAAGGUGAAUGUGGAAAAGAAAGAGAAGAGACCAAAGACUAAGCUUUGGGGCCUUCUGUUAUUAGCAGGAUGGGGAGAAAAGGAGUACCAACAAAGGAGGCUGACAAGGUAGGAAGAAAACUAAGAGAGUGUGUGUACCUGGAAGUCAAGAGAAGAAAGUGUGUUAAGGAGGAGGGACUGAUCCAAUGGGUCAAAUGCUGUUGAUGGGUCGAGUAAGAUGAGUGUUGAAAUUGACUAGGAUCGUUGGGGCCUUUGACAAGGAGAGUUUUAUGGAAUGGUAGAAGUGAUGGCCUGACUAGAGUAGAUUUAUGAUAGACUGAGAGGUGAGAAUUUUGAGACGGUGAGUUUAGACAACUCUUUUGAGGAGUUUUGCCACGAAGAAAUACAGAGAAAUGGGGUAGUAGCUGGCAGGGUAACUGGGGUCAAAGGGAGUGUUUGUUUGUUAAAACGGGAUAAUUAACAGCAAGUGUGUAUGCCGAUGAGAAUAGUCCAGUGGAGAGUGAAAAUUAGAUGAAUUAAGAGAAGAGAGGAAAGUACUCUAUCUAGUCCUGCAGCUGGAGAAAAGGGAUGGAAUCUGGUGGACAAGAGAAGGGAUUAGCUUUGGCUGGGCGCAUGGACAGUUCAUUCAUUAACAGGCUGGAAAGCAGAACAUGUGAGUGUAGAUUCUGAUAGGUGGUUGCGUGUGAUGCUGGGGCUCUGUGGAAGUUCUCUUUCAAUUGCUGCAGUUUCUUCAGUGAGUUCAGUGAAAAUUCAGCCUGGUAGUUUGUCCAGACUUCCAACAGACCUACAUUCAGGUAUCCAAAGAGUGUCAAAGACCACCAUAAAGAACCCAGGCAGCUUUAAAAAUGAUCAGAGUUAAUUUUAGUUUUUGGGUACUUAAGUAUUAUCUCUGACUAAGAAUAUAGUUAACUGUUGAAGUAAAGAAACAGCCAGUAGAGGGAGAGCUAAGCACGUGGGACAUGAAUAUAAGUUUAAGGUGUGAUUUUGCCCAGCGAGGUAAGUAGAAGACCCAACACUAAUGAUGACAUUCACUCUGAUUUUCUUGUUUUGAACUUUAUGUUGGUAUUUCUAUGGUUUUCUGAUGGAUGAGGCACACCAUCUUGCCAAAAGUUCAAAGCAAUUUUUAAGGUCACACUCUAAAUAUUUAUCUUCAGUGCUUUUUGACCUCUUUGCUUUCUGGAUCCCCACUUUAGACUAAAAACAUACCUACAGUUACUGAGGCUUGUCCUUGUAAUGACGGAGCCUGUCUUUGAAGGUCAAACACUACCUGAAGCUGAAGGCUAAAAAAAUAGGUUUUUACCUGUACUUGAUGUGAUUAAUGGGUCGCCAGACACAGCAAAAUGGAGUAUGUUCUACUUUCUUCUCUCCUGGACAGCGAUUCAAAAAGAUUAGUUUUUCUAAAAAAUAUAGAUGUAAAAUUUAAUUUCCAGAAAGAGUUAUUUAAACUUUAUGACCCUCAUUUGUACAAACAAUCCAAUGUUGUUUGGUUUGGGGUGAAUUUCAAGACUGUGUAUCAAGAGUCGUUUAUCUUCACCAUCUCAUAUCAUCCAUCUCUCCCAGUUGUCUUGUGUUGGGGGAUGUGAGAACCAGCUUUGUCUCUUUUGGCACUGGGGAGUUUUUCCUAUCUGCUCAAAUAAGUCAGAUGCAUCUGAAUAACUUUCACCCUCAAAAAAAGGAUGCUGUAGGGUGGAUGAUGCAAUCUCUUUGGAGAGGAAAAAUGACCAAUAUCUGCCUGCUUGUAGGAAUAAGGCAGAGAAGGAUGUAAGAUCCCCAGUUUACAUACAAGUAAAGUUUAAAUAAAAGAGCGAAAAUGGAACAAGUCAAUUUCUGAGGGAGGAGAUUGUCAUAAAUAGCCCUCUGAUGGCAAAUCAGUUUCACUUCUGCUUGUGUAAAUGUGGGUUUGUGACUGGCCACGAAGGGCUAUAUAGCUCAGCUGUUUCCACGUAUCUACACCAAGGCAAAGAAACUGCCACCAUCUCCUUUGCAGACUCCUGGAGCCAAACGGAAAAAGUAGUAUCUGGCUGAUUCUCUAAGUGGAUAAAAGCAGGCAUUUGCAUAACAGGAAAUGGCAGAAACUGAGGAUUUUGUGGGUCAGGAGCCACAUCCAGUUGACGAUGAUUUAUUUAAAGAACCAAUGAAAAAAAGAAGACGUUCAGAUCGAGACCAACGGUUCCGAGCAUUUCCCUCCGUGGAACAAAGUGCUCUUAAGGAAUAUGAAAAAUUGGAGUCACGGACCAGAAGGGUUUUGAGCAACACUUAUCAGAAACUUAUUCAGUCUGUCUUCCUGGAUGACAGUAUUCCUAACGGAGUCAAGUAUCUCAUAAACAGGCUUCUUGCCUUGAUUGAAAAACCAUCAUUGGACCCAAUCUACAUUGGAUUAUUUGGAAGCUCUGGGGCUGGGAAGAGCUCCCUGAUCAAUGCCAUCAUCCAGCAAGAAAUGUUUCUACCUGUGUCUGGAGAAAGUAUAUGUACGUCAUGUAUUGUACAAGUGAGCUCGGGCUGCUGUGAACAGUAUGAGGCCAAAAUCCACCUUCUCUCUGACCAGGAGUGGAAGGAGGAGUUGAAGAACUUGACUAAACUCCUACACAGGACGGAGGAGCUGGGCAGAGAAGAGGCAGAUAAGUGGGACAGGGAUGAUGCAGUGGAGGAAGCCAUCUGGAAGCUACAAAUACUUUACGGAAAUGGGGCGGAAAGGAAGAACUAUGAGGAGUUACUAAGGGCCAAGCCCAAAGGAAAAAUUCCCACCUCCAGAAUCAUCACCCUCAAGGCAGAAGAGGCAGGAGAGCUGUCCAUCAAGCUGGACCCCUACAUCCGGACUCAGAGGAGAGACUGGGAUGGAGAAUCAGCUGAGACACAAAUCUGGCCCUUGAUCAAACAGGUGGAAGUGACUCUUCCCAAAUCAGAGCUGAUUCCAGAAGGAGUUGUGUUAGUGGACAUUCCAGGCACAGGUGACUUCAACAGCAAGAGGGAUGAGAUGUGGAAAAAGACCAUUGAUAAAUGCUCAGUGAUCUGGGUGAUCAGCGACAUUGAAAGAGUUUCUGGAGGGAGAGCCCAUGAAAACCUUCUGAAUGAGAGCAUCAAAGCCUGCCAGAGGGGUUUCUGCAGGGACGUUGCCCUGGUGGUCACCAAGAGCGACAAACUCCACUUGCCAGAAUAUCUAAGGGAAAGAAAAGUGAGAAAUCAAGCUAUUCAAAGUCAGCGAGAGGCUGUUUUAGAAAGAAAUGCAGUGAUAAAACUACAGAGGAAUAAAAUUCUCAAGGAAAAGCUAACGAGAAAACUGCCAGCUGACUCCAAGGUCCUGGAUGCCUCAGAUCUGGUGUACACAGUCAGCGCCCAGGAGUACUGGCAGCAGGCUCUCCUCACUGAGGAGGAAACUGAAAUCCCCAAGUUAAGAGAAUAUAUCAGGAAAAGGCUCUUGGACAAGAAGAGGAGGAUGGUGACCAAGUAUGUUACUGAAGCCUUUGGCCUGUUGCUCCUCACAGACAGUUUCAACUGCACGGAAAACCUGCCGAAUGAAUUCUUGCACAUGAGUGGCCUGCGGAGAUUUGUGGAAGAGAGGAUGCAGCUGCUGGAGAAGGCCAUCGACCAGUGCUUUGCUCAUGUAGUACAGCCUCUGCAAGAAGGGGUUAGAAAUGCCAGGGCUUCCUACCGGCGGAUCCUCGGGGCAUUCCUGGUGAGGAGUAGAGGAAACCAGGGUUUUCACCAGACUCUGAAAGCUGUUUGCUUGAAAAAUGGCAUCUAUGCCUCCAGGACUCUCACAAGAAUAGAUCUGAAUGAAGCCAUCACUCAACCCAUCUAUGACCAGAUCGAUCCUGUUUUUGGAGGCAUUUUUAGAGCUGGAAAGCCCACUGGUUCAGCUUUGAUGCCUCACAUAGAUGCUUUUAAGCACUCUCUGCAGGAGAAAAUGACAGAAAUUGGAAUAAGAAAUGGCUGGAAAUAUGAUAGCUGCAAAAAAAGUUUCCUGAUCCAGGAGAUAAGUGCCAUCCUGGGAGACAUGGAGGAACACAUCCUCAGAAAGAAGAGGAGGAUCUAUGAGUCUCUCACCACCUCUGUUCAGAGCGACCUGAAGCCCUGUUACGAAGAGGCAGCUCAGAUCACUGGCAAAAAAGCUUGUGAGAGAAUGAAAGAUGUCAUCAGAAGAGGGGUCGACCAGCAGGUGGCCGAGGGCAUGUUUGAAAGGGCUCAAGAAAGGAUGCAACACCAAUUUCAGCAACUGAAGAAUGGAAUCACGGAGAAGGUGAAGGGCAGUAUCGCCACCAUGCUGACCCUUGCUUCAUCCCAAGGGGAUGGUCUCUACAAGGAGCUUGCAGAUGUCAAAAGUGAAUACAGGGAGAUGGAGAAGCUGCACAGAAGCCUGAGGGAGGUUGCUGAGAAUGCCGUGCUGCGGAGGGGCAUGCAAGAGUUCCUUCUGAAGAUGUCCCCCAGCAAAGUUGGCCCCCCUACAACAUAGAUUUAAUUCUUGGGGCUUAACACCAAAGGGAUGAAAAGCAAGCCUGGAGCCAAAUAAGUAGAAUUACUUCUUUUAAGAAAAACCUAAUAAAGAACAUCUCCCAACUGUUUGGGCUUUAUAUGCAAUAUAAAAUUCAAUAUAUUGUUA
Equus caballus (horse) is the source of this 6646-nucleotide messenger RNA. It is a transcript of the gene NUGGC, whose product is annotated as nuclear GTPase, germinal center associated. NCBI's taxonomy places the organism in Eukaryota, Metazoa, Chordata, Mammalia, Perissodactyla, Equidae. Gene Ontology annotation, molecular function: GTPase activity. The record is from RefSeq and is a predicted model, not a curated record.